AUGAUACGAAAAGAAGUCUUCGUUAUCAUUAUUUUUGUUCUAUUAUGCAUAGUAGCUCAAUCCAAGACAGGUCCAAAAAAAGAAUGUUAUUAUGGUAAAUGUUCGUAUUUUGGUACUUCUCAUCUAAUUCCGUUUUCAAAGUCGUAUCAUGACUCUCAAGCUCAAUACUGGUGUCAAAGUCCGGGCUGGAAAACGCUCAUUAGUAAUAGUUACGUUUCGCUUUAUGUUCUUAUCGGAGCGGCUCCUUAUUCGAUUAUUGAUUACCUUUUAAUUUUCGGAGGCGUAUCCCCUUGUCUGAUUAUUGGUAGUGAAACAAAUCCACCAGUGUGUGUUAGCCCUGCACCGAUCACAUCAGUGACGUUACCGUCUGGUGCAGCGUGGACUCAUUUCCACAAUAUAGAAUGCAUGACAGUGCACAUCGAAAAACCGUCUUCCUAUUACCAUAUUUAUUUCUAUCAAUCAUAUCCAUUGAUCAAUUUAUCGUCUGGUCUAUGUCGAAAAUGGAAUUGUGAAAAAGAACCAAAGUGUGUGAAUCCACUAGCUGUCAUUCCAGAAGUAUGCAAUAUUUUUAUUGAUGUUGCUCAAAAAUUAGCCAUGGGUAAAAUCGAACCAAAUGUAAUUGACAUGGCUACCGCAUCGUGCAUCAAUGAUAUGCACACGACAUUUGAUACAACAGUCGCUCUUGCAGCUCUUACCUUGGUUCUUGAUGAGAGUGCAAAAGCACUCUUUGAUGCUGCUGAUAUUAAAACAACCUUUCGAAACGUUCACACAUUAAAACAUAAUGCUAUUUCGAAUGCAACAAGACAAGCGAACGAUUUGAUCAAGAAUACGAGAAAACUUUGUAAUGAACGAAAACAAUGUCUCAAACCAAUCAAUAGCAUUAAAUACUAA
Rotaria socialis is the source of this 891-nucleotide messenger RNA. NCBI's taxonomy places the organism in Eukaryota, Metazoa, Rotifera, Eurotatoria, Philodinida, Philodinidae. The record is from the annotation of a GenBank genome assembly.